Molecule: messenger RNA, 3860 nt
Organism: Rana temporaria (common frog)
Lineage: Eukaryota; Metazoa; Chordata; Amphibia; Anura; Ranidae
Gene: PPP2R5C
Product: protein phosphatase 2 regulatory subunit B'gamma
Biological process (GO): signal transduction; protein dephosphorylation
Cellular component (GO): cytosol; protein phosphatase type 2A complex; nucleus
Molecular function (GO): protein phosphatase activator activity
Source: RefSeq, a predicted model, not a curated record
GGAGGUGAGGCGCUGCGGCAGCAGCCUGUGAAGAGUGAGGAGAGAGAGGCGGGCGGGGGAGGGGUGAGUGUCACCGAAUACCGACAGAGACACCGGAACUCUCCGCCAUGCCGAAUAAGAACAAGAAGGAGAAGACGUUCCCCCGGCUGAGCAGGAAAAGUUGUUUGUCCAGAAGCUGCGCCAGUGUUGCGUCCUUUUCGACUUUGUCUCGGACCCCCUGAGUGAUCUAAAAUGGAAGGAGGUAAAGAGGGCGGCCCUGAGCGAGAUGGUGGAAUACAUCACACACAACCGCAACGUCAUCACGGAGCCCAUCUACCCGGAGGUGGUUCAUGUGUUUGCAGUGAACAUGUUCCGGACAUUACCCCCCUCCUCCAACCCCACCGGAGCCGAGUUUGAUCCGGAGGAAGAUGAGCCGACGUUAGAAGCCGCGUGGCCACACCUACAGCUGGUCUACGAGUUUUUCCUGCGAUUUUUGGAGUCUCCGGAUUUCCAGCCGAACGUAGCGAAGAAAUACAUCGAUCAGAAGUUUGUUCUUCAGUUGUUGGAACUCUUCGACAGCGAAGACCCCAGAGAGCGAGAUUUCCUGAAGACGACUCUGCACCGAAUCUACGGCAAAUUUUUAGGCCUUCGCGCUUACAUAAGGAAGCAAAUCAAUAAUAUAUUUUAUAGGUUUAUUUAUGAAACGGAACAUCACAACGGCAUAGCGGAGCUUCUGGAAAUCCUGGGAAGUAUAAUUAACGGGUUUGCCUUACCAUUAAAAGAAGAGCACAAGAUCUUCCUGCUGAAGGUGUUAUUACCGUUACACAAAGUCAAGUCCCUCAGUGUCUACCAUCCACAGCUGGCGUAUUGUGUAGUUCAGUUUUUAGAGAAGGACAGCACCCUGACCGAGCCGGUGGUCAUGGCUCUGUUGAAGUAUUGGCCGAAGACUCACAGUCCUAAGGAAGUCAUGUUUUUAAAUGAACUGGAGGAAAUUUUAGACGUCAUUGAACCUUCGGAAUUUGUAAAAGUCAUGGAGCCGCUCUUCCGGCAGCUCGCCAAGUGCGUGUCCAGCCCACAUUUCCAGGUGGCGGAGCGAGCGUUAUAUUAUUGGAAUAACGAAUACAUCAUGAGCCUCAUCAGUGAUAACGCAGCAAAGAUCCUCCCCAUCAUGUUCCCCUCGUUGUACCGCAACUCCAAGACACAUUGGAACAAGACUAUCCAUGGAUUGAUCUACAACGCUUUGAAGCUCUUUAUGGAAAUGAACCAAAAACUUUUCGAUGAUUGCACCCAACAGUUUAAGGCGGAGAAACAAAAGGAGAAGCUAAAGCUGAAGGAAAGAGAAGAAGCUUGGGUCAAAAUAGAAAACCUCGCCAAAUCCAACCCCCAGUACCCCGUGUACCCCGACACAUCCCCUCUGAACAGUCCUGUUGCGAUGGAGACAGACGGGCCCUUACUUGAAGAUGUACAGAUGCUUAAAAAGACCGUGCGGGAAGAGGCAUCUCAGGCUCUAAAAGAUCUAAAGAAGGACCGCCCCCUCGUACGGCGCAAGUCAGAACUGCCUCAGGACAUCUACACCAUGAAAGCCUUGGAAUCUCAUUGCCGAGCCGACGAAUUAAUAACCCACGACGGCCAUUAGACUUUGACAAUUCGAUCGAUCACUUUGUGGAUUUUUUUUUUCUCCAGUUGCAGAGUAGAAAAAAAAAGAGGAAAAAUAACUUUUUUUUUUUUUGUGCCAUACCGAUCUCUUUAAACGCAGUCCGAGCUUUUUUCUCACCCGUGUUCUGUAGGCAAUAAGUUCCCCGGCGUUCAGCCUAAGAUCUGACGUUCAAACAAUGGUAACAAGUCUGAUGGUGCGACGGGGGGCGACGUCUUCGCCAAAUAUUCACGCAGAGCCAUGCAAAGGACACUGGUGCUUCGUUUUACUAACGCGUUUCUUUUCUUUGCUCUUUUAUAUUGUUGAUUAGGGGGAACAAUUAGAGGCUGUAACUGCAUGUGCCGCGUUAACCUUUCCCCUCCGACAAUCCCGUCUCCAUUUUAGUUUUAUUAUUAUUAUUAUUCCUCAGGUUUUUUGGGGGGUUUUUUGGGGGCGGGGAAAAGUUCUUGUUCUUUAUCUCUUCUUUGUGUAUCGAAAAGCCAUAUUCUUGUUGGUCUUCAUCACAUCAUCCUUUAAGUAUUACAGAACCAUUUCUAAAAGUGCACUAAAGGACGAUUCUACCGCCAUCUGGUGGCGUGGGCGGCACUUCUGCCGCCAUCUGGUGACGUGAGCGGCACUUCUACCGCCAUCUGGUGACGUGAGCGGGGCUUCUGCCGCCAUCUGGUGGCGUGGGCGGCGCUUCUGCCGCCAUCUGGUGACGUGAGCGGCGCUUCUGCCGCCAUAUGGUGACGUGAGUGCCGCUCUCCUACCAAUAUCUGGUGACGUGAGCGCCGCUCUCCUACAGCCAUCUGGUGACGUGAGCGCCGCUCUCCUACAGCCAUCUGGUGACGUGAGCGCCGCUCUCCUACAGCCAUCUGGUGACGUUGAGCGCCGCUCUCCUACCAAUAUCUGGUGACGUGAGCGCCGCUCUCCUACCCAUGUCUGGUGACGUGAACGCGCUCUCCUACAACCAUCUGGUGACGUCAGCGCCGCUCUCCUCGUCAUAUCUGGUGACGUGAGCGCCGCUCUCCUACAACCAUCUGGUGACGUCAGCGCCGCUCUCCUCGUCAUAUCUGGUGACGUGAGCGCCGCUCUCCUACCCAUCUGGUGACGUGAGCGCCGUGUAUUAAGAGCAAAAGAAAAUCAAAGUAAUAUAACAAAAAAAAAGUUCUGAUAAGAUUUUGUUUGCCUGCUGUUGCUGGGCGCGGCGGCGUUCCUCGCCUUUUUACUUGACGCUUUUGUUGAAAACGCGUUGUCGGGGGAGGGGGCUUUAGAUUUUUAUUUGCUGGUAGUAACCGUAAGAAGUAUCUAUACUGUAUAAGCUGUCGGCUCGUUACAAAUGUGUAUAUUUUUGGAGGAAGGCCGAUGAUUUGUGAGGUUUUUUAUAUAUAUAAAGGAGUUUGCAGAAAACGAGACGUUGAUGGCGGCCGUGCGACACGGAGUGUCUCCCUACGUUCUAAAGUUCUAUUUUAGAAGCGCACUCUCCGGAGAGACCUCAGCCGUGAUCCUGUAAAUACGCCUGUUGCUGUUUGAUGCUAGAGGCUGCUGUGAUUUCCCCUCGGGGGCGGGUACAGGGCAUGUGUAGUCCGGGUUCAAGCAGAGGGAUUUCUUUUUUUAUUGUGUUUUUUUUUUUUUUGUGCAUUUUUCUUUUUUUUCUUUUUUAUUUUUUUUGUAAUCUCAGGGCGGCCAGUAUUGAAGUUUUUGCAAUUUUUUUUUUUUUGUUCUGCACAACAGAGAAAUGUUCAACCAGCUCAGAUUAGUAUUAGAAGCUUUAAUUAUCACAAAAAUAAUCGCUCUUUUGUGGUAUUGCGUUACAGUUCCUGGAAAAAGGCCUUUUUUUUUUUUUUUUUGGGCUUUUAUGCUUCAGGAGGAACGCUUUCAGCAGAGAAAGUGCAACUGAGUUCUCAACUUUGUUCCCCCUGAAAAAAAUAAUAAAAAAAAAAGCUCUUUUCAAAUUGGAAGAACAACGCUUCAAACGAAGAGCCGAGUUAAAGGGGCGGGGCGGCGCGCUUGUAUGUUGCGUAUUUGCUGUACCAUUGUUUGAACCUCCAUCUUUUGCUGUUAAUUUAUUAUUAUUUUUUUUUCUUUGUGUACAUGGGCAAAAAAAAAAACAUCGCUUAGAAAACAAGAACGCUUCAACCCUUUCUCAUUUUACCCGACUCACACGCCUGUAUAUCGAUGUUUGGUUGACUGUGCAAACUCAUCUAUUUUUGUUUUAAAAAAAAAAUAUUAAAAAAAAAAAAUUGUG